AUGAAGGUCUCUGCACUACUGAGUUCCAUUGCGCUGGGCGCACUGCCUGGUGCAAUUGCAGCUCCUGGAUUCAUCGAAAGAGAAAGUGAACAGCUCGCUGCAGACAUCAUUGUCCGCGCCCUCCCCAAUGCCCCGAAUGGAUACACUCCAACCAACGUGAGCUGUCCAGCCAGCAAACCAACACUUCGCAGUGCCGCCAAGCUCUCCUCGAAUGAAACAUCUUGGCUAGAAACCCGUCGCAAGAAGACCGUCACGCCUAUGAAAGACUUUUUCAGCCAUGUCUCUGUCGGCGGAUACGAUGUCGGUUCAUACAUCGAUAAGCACUCCAGCAAUAUGUCGAAUCUCCCGAAUAUCGCUAUCGCUGCGUCUGGUGGUGGUUACCGUGCUAUGUUGAACGCUGCUGGUGCUGUUAAGGCCUUUGACAGCCGUGUUGAGAAUGCUACUACAAAGGGGCAUCUGGGUGGUAUCCUGCAGUCGGCUACUUAUGUUGCUGGUCUGAGUGGUGGUAGCUGGCUGGUCGGCUCAAUUUUUAUCAACAACUUUACCUCCGUCGCAGAUUUGCAGACUUACGGCGAUGGUCAAGUCUGGGCGCUCGGUGAUAACAUUUUCGAGGGUCCCAAGACCGGCAGUAUUCAUGCGCUGGAUACAGUCGAUUACUACAAGGAUCUGGCAGAGGCUAUCGAGUCUAAGAGGAAGGCUGGCUUUGACGCCUCUAUUACUGAUAUAUGGGGCCGUGCUUUGGCUUUCCAGAUGUACAAUGCUACCGAAGGAGGAAUUGAUUACACCUGGUCGUCUAUUGCUGAGACCCAGGACUUCAUCGACGGCAACUACCCAAUGCCGUUGGUUGUCGCUGACAGCCGUAACCCAGGCGAGGUCCUCUCAUCAUCUUACUCAACUGUCUUCGAGUUCAACCCAUGGGAGUUUGGAUCGUUCGACCCAACAUUGUUUGGAUUUGCCCCUCUGAAGUACCUUGGCUCCGACUUUGAUGGCGGCAGCAUCUCCUCGAACGGAUCCUGUGUACGUGGUUUUGACAACGCCGGAUUUAUCAUUGGAUCAUCCGCUACUCUCUUCAACGAAGCCAUCACAGAGCUAGGCAGCAACUCGUCCUCGAUCACCGCUUGGGCUGAGGGCGUUCUCAAGGAUGUUUUCAACAGCGUUGAUAAGGCAGACGAUGACAUUGCCUCUUACAAACCCAACCCCUUCUACGGAUACAACAAGAACAUCUCGCCAUUUGCCAGCCAAACUACCCUGGACAUCACCGAUGGUGGAGAGGAUGGACAAAACAUUCCUCUGCACCCUCUCAUUCAGCCCGAGCGUGCUGUCGAUGUGAUUUUUGCCAUCGACUCCUCCGCUGAUACCUCACUUAGCUGGCCCAACGGAACCUCACUCGUAGCUACUUACGAGCGUAGCUUGAACAGCACCGGAAUUGGCAACGGCACCGCUUUCCCUGCUGUUCCAGACCAGAACACAUUCGUCAACCUGGGUCUGAACACUCGCCCUACCUUCUUCGGCUGCAACAGCUCUAACAUCACCGGUCCCUCUCCCCUGGUCGUGUAUCUCCCCAACUACCCCUACACUUCCCAGUCCAACACCUCCACCUACCAAAUGACCUACGAGGACUGGCAGCGUGACAACAUCAUCACCAACGGAUACGAAAUCGCCACUAUGGCCAAUGGUACUCGCGACGGUAACUUCACUGCUUGUGUUGGCUGUGCCAUCCUGAGUCGUUCCUUCGAGCGUACCAACACUGAUCUUCCCGAAAUCUGCACACAGUGCUUUACAAAUUACUGCUGGAAUGGUACCACCAACUCCACCCAGCCUAACGAGUAUGAACCCUCAGACUUGAUGGUAUCCUCAGAUGCUAGCUUCAUGAUGCCUACCAUCCUCUCUUCUGUGAUGGCAGUCAGCGUGACUCUUUUCACAUUGGUGUAG
Molecule: messenger RNA, 1932 nt
Organism: Penicillium angulare
Lineage: Eukaryota; Fungi; Ascomycota; Eurotiomycetes; Eurotiales; Aspergillaceae
Exons: 3
Coding region: 1-1932 (643 amino acids)
Biological process (GO): glycerophospholipid catabolic process
Cellular component (GO): cytosol; intracellular membrane-bounded organelle
Molecular function (GO): A2-type glycerophospholipase activity
Source: RefSeq, a predicted model, not a curated record